GGACCCUUAGUAUGAUUCCACAUGUUAUAAGUAUGGAUUUAUGGGUUGGAAGGUGGUUCUAUGUCCAAGAACGGACUUAGAAGCCAAAACGACCGGUUCACCGGAAAAUAACCUUUUUGAGGUUAUUGGUAUUAACAUGGGUUUUAUGAUUAUAAAACCUUGUUAGGAACUUGUAAAGGGUGUUUCAAGUGAUUUCACAAAGUUGGAAAAGUCGCCGGAAUUGUCGCCGGAGUUGACCAAAAGUCGCCGGAGUUUCACCGGAGUUCAACCAAGAAGGGUAGAACUUCAUACGCUAGUUCAAGGUUGAAGCUAGGGCUUGCUACCUGCACCUUUUUACGGGUGACAUCAAAUCAAGGAAGACGUGAAAUGGAGGGCAGGCGAAUGCGGACCAGGAACAACCCGAGGGGGCAGGCGCCGGUAACAUCCCAAAGGAGAAGCCGGGCUGCAUCUCGGGGUUCAAGAGGAGGCCGUGGAGGCCGUGGAAGCCGUGGAGGUCAUCAAGCUCAAACUGUGAGUGAUGGCCAUGUAAGCUCGGUGUAUGAAACCAACACCGAGGACUAUGACUCAACCUACGUUCCGGAAACGGAGCAUGAGGAGACCCCGUAUGAUGGGGGUGACACAUACACCGAUGAUGACGACGAAGAGAGUGAUGCCAAGUUCGCUCAAAUGGGCGAGUUGCUUGAGUGGUAUCAAAAAGAAAAGCUGAGGAGAGACCUUAGGCGCCAAGCAAGGCGUGGCUCUCGUGGUGGUUCGGGUCAAGGGAGUCGGGGAGCUUCCGUGGCCACCCCAGCGGCGCCACAAGGUGGGCAUGAAGGAGGUUUUGUGGUAAGAAUCUCCAAAUACCUCAAGGAGGCUAGGGCCUUGGGGUGUAGGUCCUUUGACGGCACCGGCGACAUUACCGUUGCCGCCGAUUGGAUCAAGAAGGUGAAGGAUGCAUCGAGAGACAUGCAGAUUACUCCGGACGUGAAGCUAACUGUCGCUUCACGGCUACUUGAGGGGAUGGCUUCUACAUGGUGGGAAGGUGUAGAAGGGAAAUACCGUGGGGACAUCUCAUGGGAAAAUUUUGAGCAAGAAUUUUAUGCUCAGUACUACUCCGAUUUCGAGGUUAAUGUGAAAAGGAGGGAGUAUACCAACCUCAAACAGAAAGAGGGUUGCACAGUUAAGCAACUGGAGCAAGAGUUCAGGACCUUGGCUAGGUUCUUACCGGAGUAUGCGAUCAAUGAGGACCGCAUGACUGAGCACUUCUGGGAUGCCUUACUCUUGGACAUCCGAGACCGUGCCACGUAUUCCCGCCUCAUGACCUUUAGUGAGGUGGUAGAACAGGGCAUGCUUGGAGAGGCCCAGUGGAAUGAGAGGAAGGCAAGGGACGCCGAAGAGGCGAAGAAGAGGAAGUGGAAUAAUUCGGGGCCACCCGAUCAUUCUCGAAGGAACAACCACGGGGGUGGUGGUGGUGGCGGUGGUUCAUUCAAGGCGCCGGCUCCACCGGCGAAGAAGAAUAGGGAUGCGAGGUGGCACGGACCUAGGCCACAGAACUCGGGGCCACCUAGAUGUCCCAAUUGCUCAAAACAACACUUUGGGAAGUGCAAUGAACCACCGAGGUGUUUUAAGUGCGGGAAUGCGGGCCAUAUGAAGGCCAAUUGCCCUCAUUUGAUGCAAGAGAGUGCCUCGGGAGCUGGGGGAGGGACCAUGACGGGAAGAAACCGUGCGGGCCCGUCAAACGGCGGUACGGGAAGAGGCAACGCAUCCACAAGUCAUGCCGCGUCCGUAAACCAAGGCGGGACCCAAGCACGAGUCUACGCGAUGACCGAGGCGGAUGCGAGAGCAAACCCGGACUCCGUUGCAGGUUGAAGCUAGGGCUUGCUACCUGCACCUUUUUACGGGUGACAUCAAAUCAAGGAAGACGUGGUUCGUGCUUCCUCAUUUAUUUCAAAUUUCCAAACAUUGCUCAUGGAUAUUUUUAUCUGUUAUAAACUAUUCUUUUGGGGCUUGCAUGCCCAUGUUAUUGGCCGGUUGUGGCUUAUGACUUACCGUUGAAUAUUUCCGCUAUUCAUUGGUUUAAAUGUGAUGUUGUUAUGUAUGUUUACUACUGAGUAUGGAUGGAUUAUUUUUCUCGAACGCCUUGUGUAAUCAAGUGAGGUUGACUCGCGGGUGACGUCACUUGAUUAUACGGCGGUUGUACACGCGCUUGGAUUGCGGUCUGGGGCGUGACAAUUUCACCCUUAUAUAUUUUGUUCUAUACUGCCUAGAAAAAUAUAUUAACAUAACAUGUAUGCGAAUGCAGAGUGUUUGAGUAUUUAAUUAAGGGUUUUUACUUUGGUUAAUCAUUUUGGGAGUAGUUUGAAUAUUUUGUAGAGUUUUAUAAACUUUCAGGCUGUUUAUUCUUUACCAAAAGCAAAAGUUCAAUUUGUUAGGGAAGUGGAGAUCUG
This is a messenger RNA of Cuscuta epithymum, 2426 nucleotides long. NCBI's taxonomy places the organism in Eukaryota, Viridiplantae, Streptophyta, Magnoliopsida, Solanales, Convolvulaceae. The record is from the annotation of a GenBank genome assembly.